Xenopus tropicalis (tropical clawed frog) is the source of this 2083-nucleotide messenger RNA. It is a transcript of the gene mhc1-uba16, whose product is annotated as major histocompatibility complex, class 1, UB alpha chain, subfamily 16, member 1. The transcript is spliced from 6 exons. Gene Ontology annotation, cellular component: plasma membrane. The record is from RefSeq and is a predicted model, not a curated record. The coding region runs from base 18 to 1163 and encodes 381 amino acids. NCBI's taxonomy places the organism in Eukaryota, Metazoa, Chordata, Amphibia, Anura, Pipidae.
GUGAAUAUGACGGGAACAUGGCUGGUAUCCUCCCUCUGGUGUUUCUGAUCUUUAGCCUGGGGACUUCUGUUGUGUAUUCUGGAAGUCACACUCUACACUAUGAUGUCACUAUUGUAUCAGCACCGACCCCUGGGGUCCCUCGGUAUUUAGUUAGCAUGUAUGUAGAUGGCGUGCAGUAUGGGAAGUACAACAGUGACAUACGCCAUGCCGAGGCUUUAUAUCCGUCCCUGAGGGCACUUUCUGAGCACAUAGAAAGGCAAACUCAGUAUGCUCAGGAACAUGAAAUGAGGCAAAGACACAGGCUGAAUUUUCUAAAGGGAUAUUUAAAUACAAAAGGUAAUGGUAAUAUCUACCAGAGGAGGCUUGCCUGUGAGCUGUAUGAAGAUGGCACCAUUGGUGGAUAUGAGGAGAUUGCCUUUGAUGGAAAGGAGUUUUUCAGUUUCGAUAAGGAGAGAGUGGUGUAUGUGCCUGUAACACAGGAGGCUGCGAUGUUAUCGUACCUAUGGAAUAUACGUUAUGAUCCCACUGAUACUAAGAUAUACAUGGAGAAUGACUGCAUUGAGCAUAUAAAGCUGUAUCUCCCUUAUAUAUCCACUGACUUGGAGAAGAAAAUACCCCCCAAAGUGAAGGUUUCCAGCUCAGAGUCAGAGAGUGGCACCAAACUGCACUGCCGGGUGUAUGGGUUCUACCCCCGAGAUGUGGAAGUGAAGUGGAUAAAGAAUGGGAGAGAUGAGAUUCACUCAGAGGAGGCAGCACAGAUCCUGCCAAACCCUGAUGGCACCUAUCAGAUCAGAGUCAGUGUGGGGGUAACACUAGACAAAAAUAGUAACUAUUCCUGCCUUGUGGAUCACAGCAGUUUGGAGACCCCCAUGAUUGUAAACUUUGUACCCAACAAUGGAAGGCAUUUGUAUUUCAUCAUUUCUGCCAGUGUGAUCCUGGGAAUAUUUAUAUACAGAAAGAGAAUGACGAAAGACUCUCAAGGCAGCCAUGAACCUGUGAGUAUCGGUGGGGAGAGCUUGAACACUGAUGCCCACCCAGAGGCGCAGGAAGAGCAGAUAACUGAUAGCCCGCCGGAGGGAUUAGAAAACUCUAAUGAGAUUUUACGAAAAGUUGAAAAGAGGGAUUUGCCUUUUUAUAUCAAGCAAGUUUUAAAGCCUCAAUGAAGCUGUCCCACUAAUUUUUUAAAGAAGUUGAAUAAUUUCAGUUGCGAACAAAUUUAUCUGACCAAAUUCUGCUGCUCAAAAGCAAUUACAGAUGCAGGAGAAUUCACCAGAGAAUGCUGAUUAUGAGCACUACGGCAGCCAUCUUGUUAUCUUACAUGUAGACUUCAUUGUGUCCCGAGAGCUGGGGAAUUUUUCAGCAAUCGAUAUUGUUUAGAGCAGGGAUCCCCAACAUUUUUUUUACCACACUCUUGUGUUACCACACAAGCAACCCAAGCAACCCAAGUUAUUCGGGGAUGCCAAAUAAGGGCUGUGAUUGGCUAUUUGGUAGACACAUGUGGACUGCUAGCCUGCUCUGUGUUUCCACUUGCCUCCAAGAAAAAUGAGCAAAGACAUUAUGGCCACUGGGAGCAACAUCAAAGAGGGGGUGAGCAACAUGGUGCCCCCGAGCCACUGGUUGGGGAUCACUGGGUUAGAGGAGCAGAGGGGCCUAAGCCUUUUUUUUUGUAGCAUUACUUAUUGGAGUUAGAUAACUGACUGGAGGAUGGGGCAAUUCUCUGGUGGAUCCUGGAGGUGCCAGGGGGCAGAUGGGAAAGAAGCAGAACUUGGAAAGAGUCUGGUCCUGGAGCCCAAACUAAAGGGAGGUUCACCAGAGGCAAUAAGGCACGUCCUACAUGCCCAACAGGGAGGUGUUACCCCUGCAGCUCCACCUGCCAAGCAACAAGAAUUCUCAAGGUGACAGACACCGCUGUCUCAGUGCAACAGAAUUGCUUGUAAACUCUACUGACUCAAACCCUCUGAGCAUUUGCUUAAUAAGUCCCCCUUUUAUUACAUAUGGGGGUUUGUGUAGCAAUUGAACUGUGUGUUUUAAAUAUCCCACCUGUAAGUAAUUAUAUUGGGCUGAAAAUCCCCCACAGACUGUU